CGACCUCCUCGAUCUCGCUACUCAUACCUACGCCAUUGGCGAACCUCUUCCGCCAUGCCUUAUAACAACACUCCGAUCGCGCCUCCCAAGGAUAUCAGUGGUCAAGUCUCUUUACCCCUCGCGCGCGUCCAAAAAAUCAUCAACGCCGAUCCUGAACGCCUCCACACCUCCAAAAACGCAGCGUUCGCAAUCGCUCUGGCCACUGAGAUGUUCAUUCAACACCUCGCCCAAACUACACACAAUGUCGUCAAGGCCGAGCGGAAACCGCGGCGUAAUAUCCAGUACCGUGACGUCUCGAGUGCGGUGGCGAAGACAGAUAAUCUGGAAUUCUUGACCGACGUGGUGCCCAAGACCAUCACCAUGAAGGAGUUGAAGAAGCGCGAGGAAACCAAGAAGAAAGCGAAAGAGACGGCGGAGCAUGAGAAGAAACCAAAGAAGGCGCUUGGGAACGGGAAAGAAGGGGAGGCUUCGACAUCAGGUGGACUGAGGAACGGCGACGUGAGAGACGCUUUCAAGGCACAGACCAAUGGCCAUUCAAAGGAUGGCGAAGACGCAACAAGUACUGCGAGCGCAGCAGGAAAUGAGGAAUCUGAGGCUAUGGAAGUCGAUCAGCAGGAAGAAGAGCCGCGGGAAGAGGCCGGCAGAGUGCUAGUAGAAGACAGCGAGCCGGAGGACGAUGCUGCAGCUAUGCAAAUCGAGAUGGAGAUGCGGGGGCCGAGGCACGACUCCAGCCCUGAUGUUGCCCCCAGGCGAUCAAGCGGAUUCACAGCUGUUAACAAUGGCUCCUGA
This is a messenger RNA of Periconia digitata, 789 nucleotides long. NCBI's taxonomy places the organism in Eukaryota, Fungi, Ascomycota, Dothideomycetes, Pleosporales, Periconiaceae. The record is from the annotation of a GenBank genome assembly.